AGCACACCAACUUCCUGUUUUGAAGAGAUCAAAAGAGCUUCAUUAUGGAUGCUGGUAGAAGACAGAUUUUGGGUUUGGCUUUAGCCAUCAUCGGCGUAUUGGGGACCAUCAUGAUCUGUGGUCUUCCUGCCUGGAAAGUCCUCAUUAGUACUUCUGUGUACCCUCAUGACAUUUAUGGGGCUUGGUAUGGUUUAUGGAAAAUCUGUACAAUAUACACCACAGGCAAGAUGGAAUGCGUUGGGUAUGAGGUUUUUCCACCCCUGGUAGAUGACGCCAUGAAAGCUACCAGAGCACUUGUCAUUAUCGCAAUCCUCAGUGGGAUCUUUGGAAUCCUGCUUGGUGUGGCCGGGAACAAGCGCAUUAACUUCAUGUUGGAUGAUGGGCAAAAACGCAAAGUGGGCUUUGCUUCUGGAGUCGUCUUCAUCAUUACAGGUUUCUUGGUGCUCAUACCUGUCUGCUGGAUGGCCAACAUCACCAUUCGUGAGUCCUACAUGCUCAGACAUGACAGUAGUGUCAGCAUAAAGCUGGGAGCCUCACUCUACAUUGGCUGGUUCACCACUGGGCUUCUGUUCCUGGCAGGAGGCCUGCUCCUGUACCGACAGGAAUGAUACUGUCAUACUGAAAGAAAGGUAUUCAUUAUCACAGCUAUGUAAGGCUUGCUUUUUUUCCCCCCAGUCCAUUGAAAACAAGAGUAAUGUUUGUUUCCAAUGUUUUCAUAAAACAUUUCUCUUAUGAACUUCUGUUUUUCCCUUCAGUGAUGACAAUAAUAGAGCCUAAAAUGUAAUGAAAGUA
Molecule: messenger RNA, 792 nt
Organism: Neolamprologus brichardi
Lineage: Eukaryota; Metazoa; Chordata; Actinopteri; Cichliformes; Cichlidae
Product: claudin-4-like
Cellular component (GO): membrane; bicellular tight junction
Molecular function (GO): structural molecule activity
Source: RefSeq, a predicted model, not a curated record